Messenger RNA from Ziziphus jujuba (common jujube), 4754 nucleotides. RefSeq names its product disease resistance protein RGA2-like. Gene Ontology annotation, biological process: defense response to fungus. Gene Ontology annotation, molecular function: ADP binding; protein binding. NCBI's taxonomy places the organism in Eukaryota, Viridiplantae, Streptophyta, Magnoliopsida, Rosales, Rhamnaceae. Bases 184 to 4050 code for a protein of 1288 amino acids. The record is from RefSeq and is a predicted model, not a curated record. The transcript has 7 exons.
UGGAUUCUUUUAUUUACUUUAAUCCAAUUGAUUCUACUUUACAAUUCAUUAUAUUGGUGAAGCAGAGUAAGCACCAAACGCCCUAUAAAUCAUUGGAAAGGGAAGCUUCAUAUCUCUCACGGUAUUAUUAUCUCCCUUAAGUUUCCAAGCUUUAAACAGUUAUUCUCUUUUGCUUCCAAUAUAAUGGCAGAACCAAUUCUCUCCGGCCUUACAGAAGGAAUCAUAGGCCAAUUGACCAAAGCUGCAGUGAAAGAGAUUGCCUUGUUGUGGGGUGUUGAAGAUGAGCUUGACCAGCUUGAAGACACCAUUAAAACUAUCAAAAGUGUACUUGCUGAUGCAGAAAAGAAACAAGUGCAUAGCGAACAAAUCAAAAUAUGGCUCGAGAAGCUUGAAGAUGCUGUCUAUGAAGCUGAUGACUUGGUGGAUGAGUUCUCUACCGAAGCUUUGCAACAACAGGUGAUGACUGGGAAUAUAAUGGCCAAGCAGGUACGAACUUUCUUCUCAACAAAUAACCAGUUAGCUUUUCGACACAGGAUGGGUAAAAAAAUAAGAGAUCUUACAAAGAAAUUAGAUAAGACUGCAAAAAAUCGGCAUGACUUCAGCUUAGAUGUAGAUGUUCAAGACAUUCACAUAAUGACUCCCACUGUUAGGGAAGAAGAUGUUGUUGGAAGAGAUGAUGACAAAAUGAAAAUCAUAAAACUUUUGUUUGAAAUGGAAACUGAGAAAAAUAUAGGUAUAAUUCCUAUAGUUGGUGUUGGAGGCCUAGGAAAAACAACACUAGCGCAAAAAGUUUUCAAAGAUGCAAAGGUUAACGAGCAUUUUGAGCCCAUAAUGUGGGUAGAUGUACCUAAGGAUUUUCACGUGGAGUCAAUUGUCAAGGAAAUUAUUAAACCUGGAGUAAAAGAUGAGAGAAAAAUGAGUCAUUUGCAAAAUGACCUUGAAGACAAAAUAAAAGGAAAGCGAUACCUCCUUGUCCUUGAUGAUGUAUGGGUUGAAAAUCGAGGAAAAUGGUUGCAGUUGGAAGAAUUGUUAAGGGGUGGUGCUAGUGGAAGUAGAAUAAUAGUAACCGCGCGCAAUAAAAUGAUUGCACAGUUUAUUAAUGGCUCGGAGGGAUUAGUUCAUCUUUUAGGGACCUUAGAUAAGGAUGUGUCAUGGUCUUUGUUUGAAAAAUUGGCUUUUAAGCAAGGGCAGGAACCAAACGAUGGCAACCUUGUGGAAAUUGGAAAGGAGAUUGCGAGCAAAUGUGGAGGAAUUCCUUUAGUUAUAAGAACAAUUGCAACCAUGUUAUUUUCUAUAAAACAUGAAGAGUGGUCAUCUUUCAAAGAAAAGGAACUAUUAACAAUACAUGAUUAUCAAAACGAUGUAUUACGCACACUUAAGUUGAGUUAUGAUUAUCUCCCAUCGCAUUUGAAACAUUGUUUUGGCUAUUGUAGUUUGUUUCCUAAAAAUCAUGUUUUCGAUGUGGAAAUGCUAAUAAAUCUUUGGAUGGCUCAAGGAUUUAUUAAGUUAUCAAAUGAUCAUAAUCAGUGUUUGGAGGACAUGGGUUAUCAACAUUUUAAAGAUUUACUUUAUAGAUCAUUUUUUGAAGUAGUUGAAAUUGAUGAUGAUUCUUCGAAGGUAACAAAAUGUAAGAUGCAUGAUUGUAUGCAUGACCUUGCAACAUCAGUGAUAGGAACGAAAGGUCUCAUAUUAAGUCCGAAAGAUGAAAAAAUUGAUAAAAGCACUCGUCAUGUAUCAUUUUGUUUUACUUUGGAGCCACUGCAAGUUCAAGCUUUAUUGGUGAAUGCAGAAAAGAUUCGAACAGUUUUUUACAGUGGAUAUUAUGGAACAAGGACGUUGGAGAAAUCAAUUCUAAAAUGCAAGUUUCUACGCACUUUGGAUCUUCAUUGUUCAUAUCUUGAGAUAAUACCUGAUUCAAUUGGUAAGCUAAAGCAUCUCAGGUAUCUUGACCUGUCAAAAAAUAAGAUGAAGGCAUUGCCCAAUUCUAUUACAAGGUUGCAAAAUUUGCAGACACUAAAUUUGUCCUAUUGUGAGGAUCUUCAAGAAAUACCAAGUGGCAUUACAAAAAUGUUCAACCUUCGACAUCUUCAUAUUGAAAGUGAUUCUGAUACCACUUUACAUGGUAUGCCAGGUGGGCUAGAUCAACUGACUAAUCUACAAAGGUUGUCAUUACUUCCACAAGGGCAUUUAUGGAACCAAUGGAUUCCAUUGAAUAACGAAUCCUUUUUCUUGCAUCAUAUAUCCAAUUGGAAAACUCUAGAUAUGAUGGAUAUUGGCGAUCUGCAACAUUUACCAGAUGGGUUGAAAAGCUUCACUUGUCUUCAGAAGCUUAGUAUUUCAAGAUGUUCAAAGUUGGAAUCUUUAUCGCCAGGCCUGAACCAUCUCACAUCACUUCUAAAUCUGAGUAUCGAAAGGUGUCCAAAGUUAGAAACUUCAUCUCCAGCUCUUCACCAUCUCACCUCACUUAAGCAAAUAAAAAUUUCAAGAUGUUCAAAGUUGAAAUCUUUAUCUCCAGGUCUUAACCAUGUCACAUCACUUCUAAAUCUGAGCAUUAACGAAUGUCCAGAGUUAGAAACUUUAUCUCCAGCUCUUCACCAUCUCACUUCACUUCAGCAACUAAAAAUUUCAAGAUGUUCAAAGUUGAAAUCUAUAUCUCCAUGUCUUCACCAUCUCGCAUCACUUCUAAAUCUGAGUAUUGAAGAAUGUCCGAAGUUAGAAACUUUAUCUCCAGGUCUUCACCAUCUCACCUCACUUCAGCAACUAAAAAUUUCAAGAUGUUCAAAGUUGGAAUCUUUAUCUCCAGGUCUGAAACAUCUCACAUCACUUCUAAAUCUAAGUAUCGAAAGGUGUCCAGAGUUAGAAACUUUAUCUCCAGCUCUUCACCAUCUCACCUCACUUCAACGAUUGAAAAUUGGGUUUUGCGACAAGUUAGAUAUGUCAAAUGGCGGUAGUGAUGCAACAAUUCCAUGGCAACGCUUUCAGAGCCUUUCUGUUUUGAGGUUGUGUGGCCUUCCAAAACUAGUUGCUCUCCCUGAGGGCCUUCAACAACUUACUACCCUCCAAGAAAUUAGAAUUUUCAAAUGUAAAAACUUGGAGUUUCUUUUGGAAUAUGUCAUCAACCUGAAAAAAUUAUAUGUUGUUGAUUGCCCCAAAUUGAAGUCGCUGCCUGAAGGGAUCGGUUCCCUAGAGACACUGGAGAUCAGAAAAUGUCCCAUCUUGUUGGAAAGAUGCCGAGAUGAUAUUGGGGAUUAUUGGCCUUUGAUUUCCCACAUCAAACACCUGAUUUUGUCUCCAGUUGGACGAGAAGCGGAGUUUUCAUGUGAAGGGGUUUCUCUUCUAUGGGGAGAAUCGAUUCCAAUGGAUAGCGAAUCCUUCUUCUACCAUUUAUCCAAUUUGAAAUCUUUGAAAAUCUAUGGUAUUGGGGAUCUGCAGCAUCUACCGGAUGGGUUGAAAAGACUCACUUCUCUUGAGACGCUGGAUAUUCGAAAUUGUUCAAAGUUGCAAUCUUUAUCUCCAGGUCUUUACCAUCUCACGUCACUUAAACGAUUGUAUAUUCAUCGGUGCGAGGAGGUAGAGAUGCCAAAUGAUGAUGGUAGUGAUGCAAUUAUGUGGCAACACCUUCAAAGCCUCUCUGAGUUGACGUUGCGGGGACUUCCAAAACUAGUUGCUCUACCUCAAGGGCUUCAACAACUUACUACUCUCCAAAUAAUCACUAUUCAUGGAUGUGAAAAUUUGGAGGCUGUUCUGGAAAAUAUCAGCAACCUCAAAUCGCUGAAGAAAUUAUAUAUUCGGAAUUGCCCAAAGUUGAAGUCGCUGCCUGAAGGAAUUGAUUGCCUCACGUCUUUAGAAACACUGCGAAUUAGAUGUUGUCCCAUUUUAUUGGAAAGAUGCCAAGAGGAUAAGGGCGACUAUUGGCCUAAGAUUUCCCACAUCAAACAGCUGGAGCUGGAGCCGAUAGAAGAAGAACAACACAAAAUUGAUCCGCAAGAGGAAUCCAGCUCUUCCAAAACUCGUGAUCUCUUCAAUUUUGCGAAAAUUUUCAAGCAUUGAAAUGGGAAUCCAGCUCUUCAAAAACUUGUGGGCUUUUCAAUUGUGCAAAAAUUUUCAAGCAUUAAAGAGAAGGAGGCUAAUAUUGAUGUUAGCAUGGGUGGGUGAGAGAGGACGGAGUUGAAUGAGAGAGGAGAAGUAAGUGGGGACUGAAGUGAUGGUUCAGAAUGAGAAAGCAGAGCUGAUGGCACUGCUCUUUGCAAAAAAACAAGGUUGCAGUUACUGUAAGGUGGCAGUUUUUGGGGUUCUGAAUUCGUGGCAAUACAAUGUUUCUUAGUUGAAGAUAUCAAGUUGAAAUUGAGGACCUUGGUUUUCCAAAUAAAGAGAUCAUUAUGCAGGUGAAUAUGACAGAGUUGAUGUAGAAUAUGAUGGGUGCUUACUUUUUGCACUUAAAAGAUUAACCUUCGUCUGGUGUACUUAUUGAAGUGUUACCUAAAGAGACCGUUCAUCACAAUGCUUGCCAUGAAGACCAUUAUUGCCAGAGAGUUGGAAUUAAAAUCAGUGAAAUGCUUGCUAGGGUUGAAACUCGCAUUCUUUGUGCACCAUGGGAAAAAUUUUGCGGAAAAUGAUGAAUGGUAGAAUAGAAAAUAACUGACUCUAAGGUGGCAGUUUUUGGGGUUCUGAAUUUGUGGCAAUACAAUGUCUCUUAGUUGAAGAUAUCAAGUUGAAAUUGAGGACCUUGGUUUUCCAAAUAAAGAGGUGAUGAA